UUUUGGCUUCCAGCCGCCCGCCUGCAUGAAAAUCCGCGCCCUUGGCAUGCACAAAGUUCGCCCGAAGACGACGAAGUCCAGUGAUGCACCAUGGUGGCUGCCCCCGCCACGAGCCCGUCCCAGUUGCCCGUCGAGGUGCACUGUCAUGGAGGCCCCAUCUUCAGGAGCGCAGUUGCUGAAACCCAGGGCCUUCGCCCAAGCUACGAAGAUGCCUACGCCAUCACCUCGGAGGGGCAAACCGUCUACUUCUGGGUCUUCGACGGGCAUCGGGGGGACUGCGCCAGCCGCUUCGCGGCUGAGCUCUUCGGGUCCAAGGAAUUCAGCCCCAGCGAUGACAAGCUACCGUCCGACAGGCGUAUCCGUAGGGCCUUCCGCACCGUGGACAGCCGGCUGCGGGACCACCUGUGCCAAGUCAAGUCUGGGAACGCGGGGAGCACCGCGGUGGGCGCGCUCGCAGCGCGGAACCGCGAUGGGACCUACUCGGCGAAACUGGUGAAUUGCGGGGACUCGCGGUGCGUGGUGAUCCACGCGCCGGGGGAGAACAAGAUGAGUCGUGCAGCCAUUCAAGUGAAAUUACCGCGGUCGCUGGAAUCUUUUUGCGAAGCCCCGGAGACGAACUGGUCCCAGGACGCUUCUUGGCUUCCUGACUGGCCAGCAGUCGUCGAGACCAUUGAUCACAAACCCAGUCUUUGGUUUGAGCGUGCACGGAUUGAGGCUGCUGGGGGAACGGUGUGUGGCGGGCGCACGGCGCGGCUGGACGGAAACCUCGCCGUCAGUCGCAGCCUGGGGGAUUUUGAUUUCAAGUGCAACGAUGGGCGGCCUGCGGCCGAGCAGAAGGUCUCGUGUUUGCCGGACAUCUACGAGGUCUCAGGAUUACCGGAGGGAACGCUGCUUCUGCUGGCCUGCGACGGCCUUUGGGAUGCGAUUUCGAGUGAGGAGGCAGCACAAUUCGUACAUGAGCGGCUUCGAUACAAUCCGCCCAUGGAGCUCGAUGAGAUCGCACAGGAGCUCAUCGACUUCAGUUUGGAAGCAAAGACUCGUGACAAUGUGACAGUACUGCUGGCCCAGCUGGGAUAUAGCCAGGAUUCGAGCGAGGGCGAGGCGGACUAGGCUUACCUUCACUCGGCAAUGGCCGCAACGGGUGAGAUGAUGAAAAUGGGUGGG
This is a messenger RNA of Effrenium voratum, 1164 nucleotides long. Lineage: Eukaryota; Dinophyceae; Suessiales; Symbiodiniaceae. The record is from the annotation of a GenBank genome assembly.